AUGCCGGACAUAGAAAAAAAAGAACUUUUGCGUCGUCGAAGAGAAGAUAGGGCUGCCAAAAAAAAAGAAGAACGUCCUCUCUCGCGUAUUCGCAAGGUUCCGCUUGGUUAUGUGGAAACAGGUGUUUCUUUCCCUGAGGCACUCAGUGUCCCGACCAAUUGUAGAAAGCAACCUGUUAUGCAUGGCCAGAUGCUAAAAAGUGGGAGUUUUAAAGACGACCAUGAUAGCAUCGGUGUUAUUGCUGAAGCGUUACAGUACAUGUCAUCUCGUGAGUCUGCUUCCUUUAGUCUUCAUAGCCAUUCUGCUUCCUCUUCUAAGGAAAUGCAUCCUGCACCAGCAAGGGGUGUACUAGGAGGUGUCAACCUAGAACAUCCACUCACUGAUACGGCUAAUCUUAGGAGCUGUCACCCUACAUCCCUCCAAGGAAAACGAAAAAGUUCAGCCUCCUGUUCUUUUACGGCUACGCCUGAUCUGCAUCUUUUUAACAAAAAAAAUAAGAACUCUGCCUUUGUAUCAGGGAUAGAUGAACUAACAAACUUUCUGGAAGCUCCUUACUGUGACAAAGAGAUCCUGCCUAUGAACAAUCUUUUUGAAAAUGUGAUUCAAUAUUGUCCUAUAACUGAUUUUCCCAUGAAUUCUAAAAAGGUAUAUUCUCCUCUUCAUGAGUGCCCAAGUCUUGGAACAAAAACUGCUUGCUCUGAACCUUUUUUGCUGCCUGACCAAACAAGCAGCUUUCCUCUUCUAUUUGAUAAAUCCAUACGUCCAUUUUCCACUGAGAAACAAGUUUUACCUGAUAAUGGACUUUUUGAAAAUGUUGUUAAGUUCUCUCCUUUGUCUAAUCCUUAUAUGGACUUUGGAAAAAACCAGCCUGUCUUGAAUGAUAUCCAUAGAGAACUAUAUCUGCAAAGAGAGACAUCUGUCUCUCAAAAACAAUCUUCUGCAUCAGCAGCAACUUCUCAAGGGAAAAAGGGUCACCGUCGUAGUUCUUCUGCUCUCCGAUCUAGAAAGCAGCCUUCUGGUCAAGCUCGUAAUUCUCAUGAACAUGUCAGGAAGCAGGCUCCGGCGAGGCCUCGCAGAGGUCGCCAACAGGGUCUUUUUCAGCUUGAUGAGAUCCCUCAUGAAGCCAUUACCCUUCCGGAUGUUCCUAACUGUCACCACUGUGGAGCUAAGAGGUUCUAUUUAGAACCUCCUAGCUUUUGUUGCUCUGGCGGAGAGAUCUCUUUAGUUAUUCCAGCAAUGCCUUAUGAUCUUAAGCGCUUGUUUAUCGGAAAUGACGAAGAAAGCGCACACUUUAGGAAUAAUGUUCGAACCUAUAAUAAUAACUUGGGCUUUACAUCCUUUGCUGCGAGGUAUGACCCAGAAUUGACCAAAAAUACGAAAGGUGUUUAUACCUUUCGUAUUCAAGGCCAAGUCUAUCACUUCCUCAAUGGUUUGACGCAGCCAGCUGACAAACCAUCAGGAAUUCAGUUCUACUUCUUUGACACUGAUGAAGAAUUAGCAAAAAGAACUGGAGCCUGUGAAAAGUUGCGUGAAAGCACUUUAAAAUUCCUUAUGCGCAUCCUUUUGAAUAAUCCUUACACCAAAUUCUUUAAAAGCCUCAGGGAUAUACCAAACCUUGACAACUAUAAAAUCAUCCUUAACUGUUACCCUGGUUUAGACCAACGUGUCUAUAACCUGCCAUCCACCUCACAAGUUGCUGCCAUAUGGACUGAAGAUGAAAAUGAAACAGUAGACAGGAGUGCUCAUAUUCAGGUCUAUACUCACUCACAUACCAGUCAUAGGAUUAAUCAUUACUACGGCUGUUAUGACCCUCUACAAUAUCCUAUUCUUUUUCCUCGAGGUGAAUGUGGAUGGCACCAUGGUAUUAAAAGACUAUAUAAGAGGAAAAGAAAUGGGGACUCCUGUGAGGACGAUUCUAACGUUGAUCCUUCUUCUGUUAAUGACCCUUCGCACUUAAUGGACUUGGAACGCAGAGCUGUCGAUCGAGCGAAGAACGAGGGAGACACGGUAUCAGCUAGAGAGUAUUAUUGCUACAGAUUUCAGAUAAGGGAUGAUGAUGAAUCGAUGCUAUUGCACUGCCUUAGGCUUCUACAGCAAUUUUCUGUUGAUUCUUAUGUGAAGAUAGAAACUUCGAGGUUGGACUUCCAUAGGCAUCAACAAACUGUGAUAAGAUCGGAGAUCCUCCAAGGAGUCUUGGACAGUGUUUCUAUAGGCCAGUCUGAAGGGUCUAAAGUCGGUCGUAGGAUAGUUCUUCCAUCCUCUUUUAUCGGCGGCCCGAGAGACAUGAGGCGCCGGUAUCUUGAUGCAAUGGCGCUCGUUCAGAAAUAUGGUAAACCUGAUAUUUUCCUUACCAUGACCUGCAAUCCAGCAUGGAAGGAAAUUCAGGACAAUCUAAAGUAUCAUGAGAAGCCGCAAGAUAGACCGGAUCUUCUAGCCAGAGUUUUUAGAGCUAAAUUUGAGAUGCUCAAGUCUGAAAUUUUGAAUAAGCAGAUUUUUGGUGAGGUCGCAGCAUGUGUCUAUGUUAUUGAGUUUCAAAAGCGUGGCUUUCCCCAUGCUCAUUUACUCUUGAUCUUAAAACCUCAGUCCAAGCUGCUUAAUCCUGAAUCUUAUGAUAAGGUUGUCUGUGCAGAGUUACCUGAUCGUGCUCGUUACCCUCACCUAUACAAUCUUGUUGUCAAGCAUAUGAUCCACGGCCCUUGCGGGGAUAUGGAUAAAACUUGCCCUUGUAUGAGAGACGGUUCAUGCAAAAGUCGUUAUCCCAAAGAUUUUUGUUCACAAACAACUCAUGCUGAAGAUGGUUACCCACAUUAUAGAAGAAGGGAUGAUGGUAGAAAAAUAAAGGUCCGACGGUUUACUCUCGAUAAUAGGUGGGUUGUGCCUUACAACCCGUACCUCCUUGCUUUGUUUGAUUGCCACAUAAACGUCGAGAUCUGUUCGACUAUAAAGCUGGUGAAGUACUUGUACAAGUAUGUGUUUAAAGGUCAUGAUCUGGUUUCUUUUAAGGUUGUAACUGAUGCCGGUCCUCCUGAUAUCGAUGAAAUUACUGAGUUUCAAAAGGGUAGAUAUAUUUCGCCUCCCGAGGCUUUUUGGCGCAUCUAUGAAUUUCGUCUAAAUGAGAUGACUCCUUCUGUUUAUACACUCCAAGUUCACCUUCCGAAUCAGCAGUUUGUUUCCUUUGAUAAAAACUCAGAUCUCUUGCUAUUAUUAGCCAAGGCUGACUUUUCAAAAACCAUGUUAACUGAGUUUUUCAAAAUGAAUGCAACAAAUGCAGUGGCUGAAAAUCUUAAAUGUUUCUAUAGGGAUUUCCCUCAGCAUUUCGUUUGGACUGCUAAGUAUAGACACUGGACAGAAAGGAAACGUCGGAAAGUGAUAGGUAGACUUGUUAGUGUUAGUCCAACAGAGGGAGAGUGA
Molecule: messenger RNA, 3411 nt
Organism: Coffea arabica (coffee)
Lineage: Eukaryota; Viridiplantae; Streptophyta; Magnoliopsida; Gentianales; Rubiaceae
Source: RefSeq, a predicted model, not a curated record